Molecule: messenger RNA, 889 nt
Organism: Chironomus riparius
Lineage: Eukaryota; Metazoa; Arthropoda; Insecta; Diptera; Chironomidae
Source: the annotation of a GenBank genome assembly
CAUUAAUCGACUUCUGUCUGACAGAAAAAAAAAUCAUUUCAGAUUAAAUUGACAAAUAUUUACUUUUCAUUUAAAUAAUUCCUAAUAUUUAAUAUUUUAAAAUGAUGAUCGUCAAAGAGUUUUUUUGCUUUCAACUUGAAACUGGAGGAAAAAUAAUAGGAUGGUAAGUAAUAUUGAAUAACUCGUGUUCAAAAAAAUCAAUUUUGUGAAAUUUUAGGUUUGCGAUGAUUCUGUUUGCGCUUUUCAUACCAAUAAGCCUAAUUGCAAUCGCAAUCACACUAUUAAUUCCAUGCAGUCAACAGAUUAGAAUACAAUUAGAUGGUGCAUUUUUAAAUAACUUUGGACUAGGUUUUCAAUUAAAUGAUUGUCAGAGCAUUGCUUUAGAAAUUCUGUUGAUGAGCUCAAUUUUACUCCUUUUAUCAAUUGGAUGUUUCUUUGUUUAUUUACAACUCCUGAGAGGAAUUUCCAGUCGAACGCACGAGCAAAUCCUUCCUGCUCUUAUUUUAGAAAUUUUUUCAUUAACAUUGCUAGUUUUUGGCGAGCUUUUGUCAUUCGAUAUUGAAGGACUUUUAGAAGCAAUUAUAACUGGAUGCAUAUCAUUUUAUGUCUGCAUAGUUUUGUAUUCAUUAUAUGUCAGAUUUAGAGAUGAAAAGAUUGAAGCUAAUGUGAAAGUAAUGUACAGUAAGCCUGAGGGAAUAUCAGAAGAUCUGCUCUUGGUUUAGAUGAAUUAUAAAAAAUCAAUACAAACAAUUUCAAAAAAAUCGAGAAGCUUAAUGAUUUAAUAUUCUCAAAAUUCUCAUUUUUUAAACUCGUGUCUUAAUCAACUAUCUCACAAGAUGUCAACGAAUGAGCAUGAAAUUCUCUAGAUUAAUAAAACAUUUAAAAUCAC